AUCAGCAGUGCUGCCCAGUCAGAAGCCAAAACCCCCUUUGGCCUUAUAAAGGGCCAUGCUUACUCUGUGACUGGCAUCGAUGAGGUGAGCUAUCGGGGCCGGCAAGUGCAGCUCAUAAGGAUAAGGAACCCCUGGGGACAGGUCGAGUGGAAUGGCCCUUGGAGUGACAACUCUCCGGAGUGGCGUUCAGUCAGCACGUUGGAGCAGAGACGCCUGUCUCAGGCAGCACUGGAUGAUGGAGAGUUCUGGAUGAAAUUUGAAGACUUCAAAGUGCAUUUUGAUAAAGUUGAGAUCUGCAACCUGACUCCAGAUGCCCUGGAAGACAGCACUGCCCACAAGUGGGAGGUGACCAUCCACCAGGGGAGCUGGGUCAGGGGAUCCACUGCAGGAGGAUGUAGAAACUUUCUAGAGACUUUCUGGACAAAUCCACAAAUCACGCUACAUUUGACAGAGAAAGACGAUGGACAAGAUGACUGCACAUUCAUAGCAGCACUCAUGCAAAAGGACCGCCGUAAACUCAAGAAGCUUGGCGCUGAGAUGCUAACCAUCGGCUACUCGAUUUAUGAGAGCCCCGGCAGAGACGGACACUUGGGCAAAGACUUCUUCAGGUACCAUCCCUCCAAGGCCAGGAGCAAAACCUACAUUAAUUUAAGGGAAGUAUCUAACCGCUUCAAGCUGCCGCCGGGCGAUUACAUUCUUGUUCCAACCACAUUUGAGCCUCACCAGGAGGCAGAUUUCUGCCUGAGGAUUUUCUCUGAGAAGAAGGCCAUCACUGAGGAUCUAGAUGAAAACGUUGCCGUUGAUCUCCCUGAGCCUCCAAACCCAACACCAAGCCCACAAGAAACUGAAGAAGAAAAACAGUUCCGGGCACUGUUUGAGCAGAUUUCAGGAAAGGACAUGGAGAUAGCUGCAGAAGAACUCGAAUAUGUUCUGAAUGCUGUAUUAAAAAGAACAAAGAACAUCAAAUUCAAGAACUUAAGUCUCAUUUCAUGCAGAAAUAUCAUUUCUCUUAUGGAUACCAAUGGCAAUGGGAAACUGGAAUUUAAUGAGUUCAAAGUUUUCUGGGAAAAAAUGAAGAAAUGGAUAAGUAUCUUUCUUCAAUUUGACUUUGAUAAAUCUGGCUCCAUGUCCUCCUAUGAGCUUCGCAGUGCUCUUAAAGCUGCAGGAUACCAACUCAACAACUACCUGCUGCAACUGAUUGUCCUCCGAUACUCUGACAAACAAUUCCAGAUUGAAUUUGAUGAUUUUCUGAACUGCUUAAUUCGCUUAGAGAAUGCAAGUCGAGUGUUCCAAGCACUGAGUGUGAAAAACAAGGAGUUCAUUAACCUGAAUAUAGGCGAGUUUAUCAACCUUGCAAUGAACAUCUGAAGAAGUCUGACCUGGAUGCCAGGAGUUUCUUGCAACAUUGCUGAUGAGACUUCUGCCCCAACAGCUGAGGUCCCCUUCACAUGCUAAUUUUACCAGGAGAUUUCAUGCAGAGGAACAUACAUGCUGCUCAUCCUUUCUGGUGUCCAGCCCUGUUGAUGAGUGCAACAGUCAGAUAACAUUUUGGUUUUAUUUUUGAUAAAGCUUUAUACUGGAUUUGUUACUGUGAGAGGCAUUUGGACGGGACACACAUGCCUCUCAAGCAGACUGAAACUGAUGUCCUUGAGUGACCAUAGGUUUUUAUGAAAUAGGAUUGUAUUUCGUUUCAGCACAGCACAGACUAUGGUGAUUAAAAGUCUUUAUUGCUGCUUGGCUACAGAUUACUGUAAGGUGCUUUUGAAAAUGUAAGGUUG
Antrostomus carolinensis (chuck-will's-widow) is the source of this 1778-nucleotide messenger RNA. It is a transcript of the gene CAPN9, whose product is annotated as calpain 9. The transcript is spliced from 15 exons. Gene Ontology annotation, molecular function: calcium ion binding; calcium-dependent cysteine-type endopeptidase activity. Gene Ontology annotation, biological process: proteolysis. The annotation marks the transcript as partial. The record is from RefSeq and is a predicted model, not a curated record. Gene Ontology annotation, cellular component: cytoplasm. Lineage: Eukaryota; Metazoa; Chordata; Aves; Caprimulgiformes; Caprimulgidae.